AGCAAAUUGUAGGAGCAUCGUUGAGACGUUCUGUACUAUGGAAUGGUGUGCACAUUUUGACAUUGAGUUUGAACAUGCACUUAAAUAGCAGAGAACUUGCGAAUUCAAAUCUUGUAGAAUUCUUGAAUGAGAUUGGGACCAAUCCAGAAGAAGUAGUAGAGCUUCCGUCAACAAUACAAAAGUGCGGAUCUGUUAAUGAAUUGUUAUUUACUGUGUAUCCACAACUGGACGUAAUGGGUACUAUAACACCGACCUUCCUUAAUGAACGCACAAUUCUGUCUGCCCGAAAUGAUGAUAUUAGUGCCAUCAAUCUUGCUGCAUUGAAUGUUUUUCCAAGGGAUACCACCACUUAUUUUGCAACUGACAAAAUGUCCUUUGAUGAUGCCCAUGAUCGUACUAUCACAAACCAAUAUCCUAAUGAGUACUUGAACUCAUUAAAUCCUUCUGGUUUGCCUCCUUUUAAAUUGGACUUGAAAGUUGGUUGCCCAAUAAUGUUAUUGAGAAAUAUUGCUCCAAAGGCUGGGUUGUGUAAUGGCACUCGAUUAAUGAUUGUCAAUUGUGCAAAUCGCAUAAUCGAAGCUCAAAUUUUAACUGGAGAUAAAUUUGGUGAUUUGGUCUUUAUUCCAAGGAUAUCCUUGACACCCUCUUCUUCUGAAAUGCCUUUUGAGAUGACAAGGCGUCAAUUUCCAAUCAGAUUGGCAUAUGCGAUGACUAUCAAUAAAUCUCAAGGACAAUCUGUCAAUUUUGUUGGAAUUGAUUUGCGUACUCCAGUCUUUAGUCAUGGACAACUAUAUGUAGCGUUAUCUAGAUGCACAUCUGGUGAUCGUACAAGUGUCCUUCUCUCUAAUGAUGCAUCCCGUUCCACGACAAACAUUGUGUAUCCCGAGGUUUUGCUACAGUAAAAGGUACAACUUUUAUUUAUUCAUGCACAAGUUUAAAUAUCUUGAUUGAAUAGUCUUUUUCAUUCGUUUACCUAAAGACUGAAGUUAGACAUUGAGUAGGAAAAC
This is a messenger RNA of Rhododendron vialii, 1007 nucleotides long. RefSeq lists its product as uncharacterized. The record is from RefSeq and is a predicted model, not a curated record. The transcript is spliced from 2 exons. NCBI's taxonomy places the organism in Eukaryota, Viridiplantae, Streptophyta, Magnoliopsida, Ericales, Ericaceae. The coding region runs from base 75 to 902 and encodes 275 amino acids.